Molecule: messenger RNA, 7653 nt
Organism: Callorhinchus milii (elephant shark)
Lineage: Eukaryota; Metazoa; Chordata; Chondrichthyes; Chimaeriformes; Callorhinchidae
Product: protein TANC2
Exons: 28
Coding region: 74-6283 (2069 amino acids)
Biological process (GO): regulation of dendritic spine morphogenesis
Cellular component (GO): dendritic spine
Molecular function (GO): protein binding
Source: RefSeq, a predicted model, not a curated record
CAAGAAGUAUUUUCUAGCAACAUCUACAGAAUCUGAUUUGGUGUAGGUGCUGCCGAGCUCUACGGAUUAAGAUAUGUUUCGGAACAGCCUGAAGAUGCUCCUCAGUGGUGGAAAAUCUAACCGCAAGAACCGCUCCAGCGAUGGUGGGAAUGAGGAGCAGUCAGAGCGGAGACAAACAAAUUUAGAAUCUCGACAGAAUAGACCUGGACAAGGUGUGUCCAGCAUCGAGAACGAUUGUGCUUUUGAACCAGAUUACGCAGUGCCACCUCUCCCAGUUUCUGAAGGAAUGCAACACAUAAGGAUAAUGGAAGGAAUGUCCCGCUCCCUCCCCUCCUCUCCUCUGCUCACACACCAGUCUAUCAGUGUCCGCCUUCAACCUGUAAAGAAAAUAACAGCCCCCCUGAGGAAGGCGAAGUUUGUGGAAAGCCCUCGAGUGCCAGAGUCGGAGCUCAGUUCCCCGACCAGAACCUCAGCCAAGAAGCCAGACUGGGACGCUUUCUGCCCUGGUGAGUCAGAACAGGAGCUGGGACCUCCACCCUCUGUGGAUGAAGCUGCAAACACACUCAUGACACGACUGGGCUUCCUGCUGGGAGAUAAAGCCACCGAGGUUCAGGCAAGCACCGAAUACAGCAUGGAGGAACAAGACGAAAAUCAGGCACCUGCAGAGACCCAGCGAAUCAGCCCGUGCUCCACAUUGACCAGCAGUACUGCGUCUCCGCCUGCUAAUAGUCCCUGCUCUACCCUCCCCACAGUCAGUACGACUGCCACGACCAAGGACUGCUCUUACGGAACGGUCACCAGUCCUACCUCCACCCUCGAGAGCAGGGACAGUGGCAUUAUUGCCACGUUGACAAGCUAUUCAGAAAAUGUCGAGCAUUCCAAAUAUGGCGGCGAGAGCAGCAAGGAAUCAAGCUCGAGGGUCAACCUUAAGCCCUGGCAUCAGAAAUCAGGCCUGGACUCCUGCCUGUACCGAGUGGAUGAGAAUAUAGCCGGUUCCACCUUCAGCCUGAAUAAAUUCCCAGAAAGAAACCUGGAGACCGUCUCAUCUCAGUCUGUCCACUCCAUCCCUCUCUACCUGAUGCCUCGACCGAAUUCUGUAGCAGCUACAAGCUCCGCUCAUCUGGAGGACCUGGCCUACCUCGAUGAGCAGCGUCACACGCCACUGCGGACAUCUCUUAGAAUGCCACGUCAGCACAUGGCAGGAGGCCGCACCCAGCAGGACCUGCGAGCUUCCACUAAUGCCCAUGCUUGGCACACGCAUUCACUACGCUUUGCACCAUACAGACCUCCAGAUAUCUCCUUAAAACCGCUGCUGUUUGAAGUACCAAGCAUCACUACUGACUCUGUCUUCAUUGGCCGUGACUGGCUCUUCCACGAGAUAGAUGCACAGUUAAAGUGUGGAAACUCGAGUGUGAACCGAGGAGUAGUGAUCGUUGGCAACAUAGGAUUUGGGAAAACAGCCAUCAUCUCAAGACUGGUCGCCCUCAGCUGCCAUGGGUCUCGAAUGAGACAGAUCGCGUCUGAUAGUCCACAUGCAUCUCCAAAGCAUGUGGAAGGCAGCCGGGAUCUACCACUGACUCAGCCACCUCAGACCCAUCCCUCUAUCACAAGUGGAAGCUGCCCAAGCACGCCUGAGCUCCGCCGGCGACAGGAGGAAGCCAUGAAGAGGCUGGCCGCACAGGUGGUCGCCUAUCAUUACUGCCAGGCAGAUAACGCCUACACCUGCCUCGUCCCCGAGUUUGUUCACAACGUGGCUGCGCUGCUCUGCAGGUCCCCACAACUUGUUGCCUACAGGGAGCAACUGCUUCGAGAGCCGCAUCUACAGAGCAUGCUCAGUUUACGCUCCUGUGUACAAGAUCCCAUGGCAUCCUUCAGAAGAGGAGUCCUGGAACCACUUGACAACCUGCGCAAGGAACAAAAGAUUGCAGAUGAAGAUUUUAUCAUAUUAAUUGAUGGCUUAAAUGAAGCGGAAUUCCACAAACCAGAUUACGGAGACACAAUUGUCUCGUUUCUCACUAAAACCAUUGGGAAAUUUCCCUCGUGGCUGAAACUUAUCGUGACCGUUCGCACCACUCUUCAGGAAGUUGCUAAGCUGCUUCCGUUUCACAGGAUCUAUCUGGACAAACUGGAUGUGAAUGAGGCCAUAGACCAGGACCUUCAGGCCUACAUCCUCCACCGGAUUCACAGUAGCCUUGAAAUCCAGAAUAACAUUUCCCUCAAUGGCAAGAUGGACAACACCACCUUUGGCAAACUCAGCACUCAUCUUAAGGCUUUGAGCCAAGGAUCAUACCUGUACUUAAAGCUGACUUUUGACUUGAUUGAAAAGGGAUACCUUGUCCUCAAGAGCUCCAGCUAUAAAGUGGUACCCGUUUCCCUGGCUGAGGUCUACCUCUUACAGUGUAACAUGAAGUUCCCCACACAAUCCUCCUUCGAGCGGGUGCUGCCCUUACUGAAUGUGGCAGUGGCUUCCUUGCACCCAAUGACUGAUGAACAGCUUUAUCAGGCAAUAAACGCAGGGAACAUCGAGGGCAGCCUGGAAUGGGAGGACUUUCAGCAGCGAAUGGACAAUCUCUCUAUGUUUCUGAUAAAGCGCCGAGAUAUGACCCGGAUGUUUGUCCACCCAUCUUUCCGAGAAUGGCUGAUCUGGAGAGAGGAAGGAGAGAAGACCAAGUUCCUGUGUGAUCCCAGGAGCGGCCACACUUUACUGGCGUUUUGGUUCUCUCGUCAGGAAGGCAAACUGAACCGCCAGCAGACCAUUGAGCUGGGACACCAUAUCCUUAAAGCACACAUCUUCAAGGGUCUGAGCAAAAAGGUUGGGGUUUCAUCCUCCAUACUGCAAGGCCUGUGGAUAUCAUACAGCACAGAGGGAUUGUCCACAGCUUUAGCAUCGUUGCGGAAUCUGUACACCCCAAACAUCAAGGUCAGUCGCUUACUGAUUUUGGGCGGUGCGAAUGUGAACUACCGGACGGAAGUAUUGAACAACGCUCCAAUACUGUGUGUCCAGGCUCACCUCGGUUACUCCGACAUGGUGGCACUUCUCCUGGAGUUUGGAGCAAACGUCGACGCCUGCUCAGAGAGUGGGCUGACACCCUUGGGAUAUGCGGCAGCAUCUGGACACCUCAGUGUCGUAAAUCUACUGUCAAAAAGAAGAGCUAAGGUGGACCACUUGGACAAGAAUGGACAGUGUGCUGUGGUCCAUGCCGCACUGAGGGGACACCUGGAAGUAGUUAAGUUUCUAAUCCAGGCAGACUGGACCCUAGCAGGGCAACAGCAGGGAGGGUUCAAGAAGAGCCACGCAGUUCAGCAGGCACUUAUCGCAGCAGCAAGCAUGGGAUUCACAGAGAUUGUGUCGUAUCUGCUGGAUCUACCAGAGAAAGAUGAGGAAGAGGUGGAGCGAGCUCAGAUCAACAGCUUUGACACCCUUUGGGGAGAGACAGCACUGACUGCCGCAGCUGGCCGAGGGAAGCUUGACGUGUGCAGACUGCUUCUGGAGCAGGGAGCAGCCGUGUCACAGUCAAACCGGCGGGGCAUUGUCCCAUUAUUCAGCGCAGUCAGGCAAGGACAUUGGCAGAUAGUCGAUUUGCUGCUCACUCACGGGGCAGAUUCUAACAUGGCCGAUAAACAGGGACGGACGCCUCUAAUGAUGGCAGCUUCAGAGGGACACCUCGAUACAGUGGAGUUCCUGCUCGCCCAAGGAGCUUCGCUGGCGUUGAUGGACAAGGAGGGGUUAACGGCCCUCAGUUGGGCAUGUCUGAAAGGUCACCUGCCUGUGGUCCAGUCGCUGGUAGAGAGAGGAGCUGCUACGGACCACGCGGACAAGAAUGGCCGAACCCCGCUAGAUCUUGCUGCGUUUUACGGUGACGCCGAUGUGGUGCAGUUUCUGGUGGACCACGGAGCAAUGAUUGAGCACGUCGACUACAGCGGUAUGAGACCCCUGGACAGAGCAGUCGGCUGCCGCAACACUGCGGUGGUCGUCACCCUCUUGAAGAAAGGAGCUAAGAUAGGUCCAGCCACGUGGGCAAUGGCCACCUCCAAACCAGACAUCAUGAUCAUCCUCCUGAGCAAGCUGAUGGAAGAAGGCGACAUGUUUUACAAGAAAGGCAAAGUGAAGGAAGCAGCACAGCGGUACCAGUACGCACUGAAGAAGUUCCCUCGGGAAGGAUUCGGAGAGGAUCUGAAAACGUUCCGGGAACUGAAGGUGUCGCUGUUCCUGAACCUCUCCCGCUGUCGGAGGAAAAUGAAUGAUUUUGGGAUGGCAGAAGAAUUCGCAACCAAAGCACUGGAGCUGAAACCGAAGGCAUAUGAGGCAUAUUAUGCCAGAGCCCGAGCCAAGCGCAGUAGCAGACAGUUCUCAGCCGCCCUGGAAGACCUACAUGAAGCCGUGAAGCUUUGCCCCAAUAACCGUGAGAUCCAGCGCUUGUUGCUGCGUGUGGAGGAGGAGUUCAGGCAGGUGCAGUUUGGCCAACAGCAGCCGCCGAGCCAGCAGGAAGACGUCAACUCCAUACACGAGCUGUACGAUGAGGAAUAUCUGGAGCAAGAAUUGGACAGUGUCUCUGUCGGCCUCCACACAGAUCCAAGACCCAGCCAGGGGCUGCCAGUAAUACAGAGCCCACCUCCUUCCCCUGCACACCGCGAGCCCACCUACAGAUCCAGCUCGCCUCUCAGCUCUCACCAAGUGUUUGACUACAGACAGAGCCCAACCAUCGCCUCCCCUACCCGGCAGGGCUACCAGCCUACAUCUCCAUCACUCUCUCCUACUCACCAGAAUUCACAUUACCGUCCGAGUCCGCCACCCACGUCCCCCGCUCACCAGGGACCUUCAUAUCGCUUUAGCCCACCUCCAGUGGGUGGGCAAGGCAAAGAGUAUCAGUCUAGUCCACCCCCGUCCCCUCUGCGUCGAGCCCCACAGUACCGGGCCAGUCCUCCUGCAGACAGUAUGAGUGUGUACAGGCCUCAGUCUGCGUCCCCAGUCCGAUAUCAGCAAGAACCCACCAUGGGCCAACUUCCUGGGAGGCCAAAGUCUCCUCUAUCCAAAAUGGCCCAAAGGCCCUAUCAAUUGUCUCAACCUCCUUCAGCUUUGCCCCAACAGGGGCUGAGGUUACAACCGGCCAAGGCCCAGAUUGUCCGCACCAACCAACCCAGUUCUGCAGUGCAUUCCAGUGCUGUGAUACUAAGCGGAGCGUACAGUCAGGGCCCGCACUCCAUGAGUGGCAAACACCAGUCUUCAGCUGACAUGGCUCCUACACAAAGCCGCCUGGUUUAUCAGCCGGUGAUGGGUGGAGUGGUGGCCGACAGCAGACCCGUCCAGCAUGUGCAAGCCAGUCUGAGCGCCGGCGCGAUCAGCAAUGUUUGCCAACAUCCAGGAACCGUGAUGACGAAAGAAGAUCUCAGCCAAAGACCCUCUUCUGCCUACCGAGGGGGGGUGAGGUACGGGCAAACUCCUCAGAUUGGCCGCAGUCAGUCUGCUUCCUACUAUCCAGUCUCCCACUCCAAGCAUGACCUAGAGAGGGCCUCAGUGCCGUCCAGCCAGCUGGUGUCUCCCGACGUAUCUCACAUGAUCAGGAGGCCCAUCACCGUGAACCCCCCAGAGAUUAAACCUCACCCGCCAACACCUCGCCCACUGCUGCACUCACAGAGCACCGGCCUCCGCUUCUCCCCCUCCAGCAACAGCCUUUCCUCCAGCUCCAACGCCGUGUCUUCAUUCCGACCAUCCUCGUCCAUUCAGCAGAUGGAGAUUCCACUCAAACCAGGUUACGACAGUCGAUCCUGUGACGAGCAGUCCCCCAUCUCUCCAACGCAAGGCUACCCCGGGGACUCCGCCCGCUCCAGGACAACACCCUUCAUGGGCAUCAUAGACAAGACAGCACGGACACAGCAGUACACUCAUCUCCACCAGCAGAGCCGAACCUGGGCUGUGUCCUCUGUCGACACUGUUAUCACCAGCCCUACCUCCUCUGGAGGCAUGUCCCCCCAGUCCGGCUCCUACAGCCCUCCCCCAGUCAGUAACAUUGCUUUCUACAACAAGACUAACAAUGCCCAGAACGGCCACCUGACGGAGGACGACCUGUGUGUGUCCCACGGCAAGCUGGCCAACGGAUCCCGGGCCGAGAUUUUGGAGAGGGUCAGUCAGGCCCCCUCGUACCCAGAUGUAAAGGUGGCCAGAACACUCCCUGUGGCGCAGGCAUACCAGGACAGCAUAUACCGGCAGCUCUCCAGAGACUCGCGACAAGGGCCAACUUCACCUUUGAAACCAAAGAGACCAUUCGUAGAGUCGAAUGUAUGAAAGGGAAUCCUUUAGAGUCUAAACCCCAUGUUGUCAGCAGGUUUCAAUCAGAUUUCUUGCACACGUAGUCACGCAGUGAGUGCACUGUACAGUAAAGCUACUUCCACUCGGAGAUGAAACAAAAUGGAAACAGCGAUUGGUUUUAUUCCAUUCCGUUGCUUAUUUGUUUGAGCAGUUUCUAACUUUUCUAACUAUUGUCCAAAAGCGUAAUAUCAGAAGGGAGAAAAAUGUGAAAUGAAUAUAAGCAUUAAUGUUUAAAUAAUGAAUGUUAGACUCGAGCAUUAUCAGGUCAUUUUCCAUCUUUUACUUUAAACUGAUAGAUUAAAGUGUAUUUACAGGCUUUCUUACAGUCUUAUUCGGGCUUUCUUUUUAAAAAGCCCCUUUGACACAAGCUGUAAUAUGACGCAGGUAACCUAUUUGAUUUUCAGAGAUUGCUGUGAUUUUUAGCAGCUCGUAUUGGGUUUCCUAUGAUUUAUCAGUGUGGGUGCAACGCACAGAACUGUUCUGAAACCUCAGACACAAUCACUUCAGACGCACCCGUCAGCAUUAAUCUCAAGGUCACUUCUCUGCACUAACAUGGGGUCGGGACUCUUAGUUUUUCAGUCAAGAGACAAACCGUGAGUUUGUUUUAGUUGCAAAGACGCUCUGUUUUAAUACUGUAAAUGUUAUAUGAAGUCUGGCUGGCUCUCUACAGAUCUGUAGUUAAGAUUAUUUAAGAUUAUUUUAAGUUAAAUCAACUGUUAUCAGGUAAAGUUUUUUUUAAGAUUUUAUUUUCUUUUAAACCAGGUGCAACUAUUGUUGAAUUGAUGUGAAACACAGGGGACAUUCCCAAAGCUCAGUCAUAUCAUAAUAUUUUCCAUGGUGAUACCAACCACGUUAGUCCACCGCCUUUCAUUUGCUGCGAUGUACUGUAAUAGAGCACUUGAAAAGAAAAUCCCUUCAACAUAUUAACUCUUUGAGGACUGAAACACCUCUGCUUCAGAAAGAACAUCUUUCCUCUUUCAACUGCAAGGGGGGAAAUGUUCCUUUUAAACUUUCCAAUGGUUCAAAUUCAAGAAAGUUGCCGAUUGUUUACUUCAUGGAAGAAGAACGAGAAAGGAAAAUUGGAAACUUAUUAAUCUUCCUUCCGCGUUGAAACACAGCUGGAGUCCUCAAAGGGUUAAUGUAAUAAACACAUGGCUUGUUCAGAAUAAUUUGUUUGCUGUUAAUCGUGUUGCUUUAAGGCGUUGCUGAACAACAGGUUGAACUGAAGGAACAAAUUCUGACCUGGGUGCUGCCUGUGUACUGUCCCUCACCUUUGGUGUGUGGGUGGCACAGCAAUUUACAUUGAAAGAUUUGGGGUGAAUCUUCGAGAUUCCACAUGCACUGAG